This is a messenger RNA of Monodelphis domestica (gray short-tailed opossum), 1108 nucleotides long. It is a transcript of the gene REXO2, whose product is annotated as RNA exonuclease 2. Gene Ontology annotation, cellular component: mitochondrion. The record is from RefSeq and is a predicted model, not a curated record. Lineage: Eukaryota; Metazoa; Chordata; Mammalia; Didelphimorphia; Didelphidae. Gene Ontology annotation, molecular function: nucleic acid binding; 3'-5'-RNA exonuclease activity.
CUUCAGCCGUCUUCCACACCCUUUUGCGACGUUUCGCGACGGUGGCGCCGGCCGGCAGGAGGUGCCUGCAGCUGCGGCCGUGGUGGCUGAGUGCCGGCUGAUGCGAAGUGGCUUCCUGCGCUCCGUGCUGUUGCGAAAUCUGGCUGGGAGCGGGGGGCGGCUCGGGGCACGGGGCCUCCGAGACGGAGCGGCCAUGGCGGCGGGGGAGAGCAUGGCGCAGAGGAUGGUCUGGGUGGACCUGGAGAUGACGGGAUUGGACAUAGAGAAGGACCAGAUCAUUGAGAUGGCCUGUCUCAUAACAGACUCUGACCUCAACAUUUUGGCUGAAGGUCCUAACCUGAUUAUAAAUCAGCCAGAUGAGUUGCUGGACAGCAUGUCAGAAUGGUGUAAGGAACAUCAUGGGAAGUCUGGUCUUACCAAGGCAGUGAAGGAGAGUACAAUUACACUGCAGCAGGCAGAGUAUGAAUUUCUGUCCUUUGUACGACAGCAAACUCCUCCGGGGCUCUGUCCACUUGCAGGAAAUUCAGUUCAUGCAGAUAAGAAGUUUCUUGACAAAUACAUGCCCCAGUUCAUGAAACAUCUUCAUUAUAGGAUAAUUGAUGUGAGCACUGUUAAAGAACUGUGCAGACGCUGGUAUCCUGAAGAAUAUGAAUUUGUACCAAAGAAGGCCGCUUCUCACAGGGCAUUGGAUGACAUCAGUGAAAGCAUUAAGGAACUUCAGUUUUAUCGAAAUAAUAUCUUCAAGAGAAAAACAGAUGAAAAGAAGAGGAAAAUUAUAGAAAAUGGAGAAAAUGAGAAGACUGUGAGUUGAUGAUGUGUCUCAUGCUGCCACGUUACUCCCUGGAUAUGACUUCUGGGAAAUUUUUGUUCACCCUAAUUGUUUGGGAAAGCAUCUCCUUUCAUUUACCUUGCAUCUUCAGAUAGUUCAAGCAGAUUAAGCCUGAAAUACAGUUUUUCUAAGUUAGGGCUGUGAAAAUCUGUCAUUUAAUCUCAGCAGCAACUUUGUUUCUAGGUACCAGGUCACUUAUACCUCUUGGUACACAUCUGCAUCUGCUUUUAGACCAAAACACUUUUCUUUUGUUAAAAAAUAAAACUAGUUCAAUUAAAA